Molecule: messenger RNA, 1294 nt
Organism: Talpa occidentalis (Iberian mole)
Lineage: Eukaryota; Metazoa; Chordata; Mammalia; Eulipotyphla; Talpidae
Product: retinoic acid early transcript 1E-like
Exons: 5
Coding region: 34-690 (218 amino acids)
Biological process (GO): antigen processing and presentation of endogenous peptide antigen via MHC class I via ER pathway, TAP-independent; positive regulation of T cell mediated cytotoxicity; antigen processing and presentation of endogenous peptide antigen via MHC class Ib
Cellular component (GO): external side of plasma membrane
Source: RefSeq, a predicted model, not a curated record
UCGCGCCGCUGCAACCGCGCGGCCCUCACAGGAAUGGCCCUGGCAUCUCACACCCUGUGUUUUCUUUUGCUGCUGCUGCUGGGACCAGCCUGGAAGACUGUGGGCUAUCAUCAUUCCCUUUGCCUCAACCUCACUGUCACAUCUCACUCCCCACCUGGGCAGCCCUGGGGUGCAGCCCAGGGCUCAGUGGAUGGAAACCCUUUCCUUCAGUACGACUGUGACAGCAACAAGGUCACGCCUCUGGGUCCCCUGGGGGAGAAGGUAAAGGCCACCGAGACAUGGACAGACUUGACCCAGACACUGGGAGAAGUGGGGAGAGAGCUCAGGAUGAUCCUGCCUGACAUCAAACUGGAGAAAAACAGGAACAAGAGUCCCCCCACCCUGCAGGCCAAGCUGUCUUGUCAGCUUGAAGCACACAGAGGCACUGGUGCAUCCUGGGAGUUCAGCAUCAAUGGACAGGCAGUCCUUCUCUUUGACACGAUGAGCGGGAUGUGGUUGGCCAUUGAUCCUGGAGCCAGCGGGGUCAGGGAGGAGUUGGAGAACAACCAGCACCUGACAGAGUAUUUGAGGAAGAUCUCCAGGGGAGACUGCAGUCACUGGCUUCAGGAUUUCCUACCACACUGGGAAGAAAUGCUGGAGCCCACAGGCCCGUCCUGCUGCCCGAGCCCCAAGCCCGGGGUCCUUCUCUAGACUCUGCCUCUGUGACCCACCGUGGCUCCCCUGCUUCAUCCUCUACCCCAGGACACAGUGGAUCCAAAUCUGGAGGAGUCCCCAGUCACCACUCCCAGGGUCUCAACAUGGCCUGUCCUCUGUGGCCUUUGGUGUCACAGCUUUUCCUUAACACACAAUGCCACUUUCUCUGGUGCUAAGGGGCAGAUUCUUGCACCUCAGCAUUGAGAGGUGAAGGGAUCAUGUUCCAUCCAAACCGAGUGGUGGACAGAAGUGGAUUCACCGAGGUCCUGACGUCCCGCAAACUCCUAGAAAUGUAAUCCUGCUUGGAUGCGAACUUCCCCAUCUCAGUGCGUGGACAGUCCCCAGUGGACGACUGCAGGGUGACACGCCCCACGCCCAACACAGCCAGCCGCACAGCAAGUGUCCACCUGCACUGCAAGUGUUCGGGACCCAAGGGACGAUGGACAGGCCGCCCGGGCUUCUGCGCCGGGCAGGUGGGAAGGAACACAUCUGUAGAGUGACAGCCUAGGCCCUAAACCUACGGGGACUUAAAUCCGCGUGUCCGCAGUAAAUACACUUGAGAAAUUCUACAUGUUUACAAAUGAGGUUAAUAAAAACCACA